Auanema sp. JU1783 is the source of this 1023-nucleotide messenger RNA. NCBI's taxonomy places the organism in Eukaryota, Metazoa, Nematoda, Chromadorea, Rhabditida, Rhabditidae. The record is from the annotation of a GenBank genome assembly.
AUGUUCACCAUAUUCAUCUCCAUGUACCUUCUCUUGGCUGUUCCCACUAAACUGACCACUUUCUCCAGAUUUGCUAUACACGGACAUGACUUGGUUGCUGGCUUGUCCCAACUCGUUAGUACCCUCGGAAUACAAGGGCACAUUAUAUUUCCUUGUGCCAGUGGCUAUAACACUGGCUUGUUCACUCAACUAGGAAUAUUAGAUUCAUUAAACCAAAUAUGGCUGCAAACUAUUCUCACCCUUGCCACUGCUUCGUUUUCUUUAUUACUCGUGCUCCAGCGUGCCUUCGCAGUUACAACAAAAAUCUCUGAGAAGUGGAAGAAUGUUUGUCUCAAAAUGUUCUUACUUACACUCGUUUUGCAAAUUAUUCUGUCGCCUAUCGUUGGCCUUAACCUGACAGAAGGCGGUGAAAGAGGACGGCAGAUGUGUGAACAGAAAAUAAAGCAUUACCCGGAAGAGAUGAAUACUCUACAUGGUAUCAAUAUGAUAAUGACGCAAAAUAUUUUCAAUAUUCUUGCACUGCUGUAUAUCGUGUUGUAUACUCUCUUCUACGUGCUGGUCGCAACUGUCGGAGGCACAGUUUUGAUUCGGCAUAUCGGAGAACAAGGAAAGAUGACGCAGUCUACUCACUUCAUAGCCAAUCAGCGUAGAAUAACACUCGGUGUUAUAUACUUCAUGAUCCUGGAGGUGAUAGGAGUUGGUGUCCCCGUUAGCAUCAGAGAGCAAGCGAAGUCAUCGCAGUCGACUCAGUUCUUAGCCAACCAACGUCGAAUAACUUCUGGGAUUCUUUACUUCAUGGUUCUCGAGAUAGUUGGAUUGGGCAUUCCAUAUAUAGUUAUCAGUACAUGUUUUAUUCUCAGGGUGGGAAAUCCGGUCGUCUCUCAAUUUGCCAUCAUCACUAUGUGCGUCUACCCUAUAUUUGGUCCAUACUAUGUUCUCAUGUCCAACACAGAUUACAGGAACAGAGUGAGAGGGAUACUUAGAAAAGCUCAAGAGCUAGGAUCUCGUACACCGACUAUUUGA